Messenger RNA from Aureobasidium uvarum, 357 nucleotides. NCBI's taxonomy places the organism in Eukaryota, Fungi, Ascomycota, Dothideomycetes, Dothideales, Saccotheciaceae. The record is from the annotation of a GenBank genome assembly.
AUGUCCAUGUCGCCAGCUGAUAUGCAGAAGCUCCUGCAAGAAAUCGAGCAAAAGGCCCAGUUCUGCCAGCAACAAAUGGUCAUUGUCAAGACCCAGAUGAACACCAAGAACCGCGAGAACCGCAUGCUGCAGCUGACUGCUGCCGAACUCGACGGUCUGCCAUCCGACGCCAACGUCUACGAAGGUGUCGGUNUUGUCGCAAGCCCAAAGACCUACGUCAAGGUGCGCCUGACAAAAGACCAAGAGACCAUCAAGAAGGACAUGGAGGGCCUGGACAAGAAGAUGCACUACCUCGAGACGACUUUCAACAACAGCAAGUCCCACCUGGAUGCCAUCUUCAAGAAUGGCGGCAGAUGA